AGUGUUAUAGCAGAAGCCGGCUGGCUUAUUCGUAAUUUUUACGUCACUUACAUAGGAACGUCUAGUGAGCUGUGUUGUGUUCAAAAUGUUUGACUAUAAGUAUUUAUCGAAGGACCAUUUAAAAGGAUUUAAUAAAUAUAAGUAUAGUGCUAUAGACACGAGCCCACUCAGUCAGUAUGUGAUGCACCCAACUUGGAACACCAUUGUCAAGAUAAUACCAAAAUGGGUAGCCCCGAAUGUGAUAACAUUUGCCGGUUUCCUAUGCAUGGUGGUAUCAAUGGUCCUUCUAACAGUGUAUGACUACGAGCUGUACGCUGUCGGCGGCAGGCCGGGGGCAAAGCCCUACGCCUCUGAGAUACCCAACUGGGUAUUCUUUGCAUGCAGUGUGCUGGUGUUUCUGGCUUAUAACUUAGAUGGCAUCGACGGCAAGCAGGCUCGUCGCAUCGGCGUGUCAGGUCCUCUUGGGGAGCUGUUCGACCACGGUCUGGACUCCUACAUCGUGUUCCUCAUACCUUACACUAUUAUAUCCAUCUACGGCAGAGAUCCAGUGUUCUCUGUUUCGUGUUUUAGAGGUUUUCUAAUAGUGUUAAGUAUUGUGAUGAACUUCUACGUCAGUCACUGUGAGAAGUACAACACCGGCACCCUGUACCUGCCGUGGAGCUACGAUCUUAGUAUGUGGAUAUCUUCCAUCCUCUUCCUAUUAGCUGGACUAUACGGCCCGGAGUACUAUAAGGUCUACGUAUUUGGUGACGUGACCUUCGUGCAGGCGCUGGAGGUCGUGAUCCACGGCAUGGGCGUCAUCACCUGCUAUCCUGUGGCUGUUUAUAAUGUCUACUUGUCCUAUCAGAACCGUUCUGGCAAGAGGUACGGUCUCCUGGAGGCAGUCAAGCCGGUGUGGUCGCUGCUCGUGGUGACUCUCCUUGUCGUCAUGUGGGCACUCAAAUCGGAGAACAACGUCAUUGAGCUAUACCCGAGGGCUUUUAUAUUCAUGUAUGGAGCACUCUUCAGUAAUAUUGCUAGCCGCCUCAUAAUCGCUGAGAUGAGCCAUAUGAAGUGUGAGGUGUUGUCCUGGAUGACCUGGCCCCUUCUCUCAGGCUUUCUGACGUCACUCUACUUGCCGCAGCUAGAGGCCACUAUACUACACUUACUCGUGGCCCUCUUCGUGCUCUCCCAUGUACAUUAUGGAGUUUGUGUGGUCCGCCAAAUCUGCAAUCACCUCAAAAUCAGAUGCUUCAUCGUACCCAAAGAAAAAAGAAAGUAAUUGCUCAAGAACCCAACUGUACUUGCAAUAAAUUUUAUACUUUAUUAAAAAAAAUGCGAUCAAAAGAUAAGAAAGAUUAUACCAACCUGCCUCCCAAUCCAUCCUGCUAAAAGAGCACCAGGUACUGAGCUAAAUAUGACACCGCGACACAAUCUAAUUCACAAAA
Trichoplusia ni (cabbage looper) is the source of this 1427-nucleotide messenger RNA. RefSeq names its product ethanolaminephosphotransferase 1-like. The record is from RefSeq and is a predicted model, not a curated record. The transcript has 10 exons. Gene Ontology annotation, cellular component: endoplasmic reticulum membrane; Golgi apparatus. Bases 86 to 1261 code for a protein of 391 amino acids. NCBI's taxonomy places the organism in Eukaryota, Metazoa, Arthropoda, Insecta, Lepidoptera, Noctuidae. Gene Ontology annotation, molecular function: ethanolaminephosphotransferase activity. Gene Ontology annotation, biological process: phosphatidylethanolamine biosynthetic process.